AUGGCGCCUCUCCGUGAAGGAGAGAGAAAACCUUUUGGGAAGGUGAAGAUCUGGCGCAACACCUUGGGACAUUUGUUGAGGGACGACGCCGACGAUGAGGACGUCGUUUGUGGAUUGAGGUUGCUGAGAGAUGAGCUUUAUGCGCGGCUCCAACAAUCGUUUGCUCCACCCGAGAAAGGAUCGUUGGGUCGUGACAUUUUCAAAAUGGUGUCACGAUUCCCUAGAGUCACUGAAGAAAGAAAUAAUCAGUUGGACGCCAGAGACAUCCGGGCAGUUGCAGAUGAAAAAGGAUUGCCGUCUGCAACGAUCGAACCUGUUCGGUUACAGAGGUGCAAGAGUCUUUAUUGGGAAUACCCGGCCUUAGAAUUAGAAGAUGAGCCAAAGGAGAUUCUGCCCUAUGGAGAUCUAUCGCCUCCCCAAAGACAAUUUAGUUGUUGGAGAAAACCAGCCUUUUCUCUCUUCUUCCCCUCCCUUAUUAUUUCAUUAAAUCUAUCUAUCUAUCUCCAAAUACAAAUAUACCAUAUCUAUUCCUUCCGUUCUUUCUCGUUUUCUAUCUAUCUGUCUAUCUAUCUGUCUAUUACUUACCGUCUGUCGCGUCGUCUAUCUAUCUAUCUUUCUAUCCAUCAUUUUUUAUCAUAA
Molecule: messenger RNA, 639 nt
Organism: Acanthosepion pharaonis
Lineage: Eukaryota; Metazoa; Mollusca; Cephalopoda; Sepiida; Sepiidae
Source: the annotation of a GenBank genome assembly